This is a messenger RNA of Melanotaenia boesemani (Boeseman's rainbowfish), 2346 nucleotides long. RefSeq names its product small integral membrane protein 32-like. Bases 588 to 1013 code for a protein of 141 amino acids. The record is from RefSeq and is a predicted model, not a curated record. Lineage: Eukaryota; Metazoa; Chordata; Actinopteri; Atheriniformes; Melanotaeniidae. The transcript has 2 exons.
GCUGUUCACGACCUGGUGCGCUGAUGUGUUUUGUCCUCCAUUAAUCCCUCCUUUCAUCUCGUUUUAGUGGCACUGGGUCGAUAAACUCUUAAGGGCAGGCCGUCGGAAUAGUAUCAAAUCAACAUGUAUCGAUCUUUUACUGGAUAAAAAAAGGGCAAUCAGAUGGUCGAUAUACGCGGAUCAUUCCCGAGUACUCUGCGCGCAAGCAGUCUUGUUGUGUUGCGCACCACGGCGCACGAGAGUGGCUACAUGUGUGCGCACCAGCGGUCGUCGCUGAACUCCAUCACUUCUGCCAGACCCCAGAGUCAUCAGGAUAUUGCUGUAGAUUAUCACAAAAGGUGCUUUGCAUAAAAAGAGAAAGAUAACACGCGUGGCAGCGCGAUUUGGAAUUAAAUAUAAUGUGGUGGAAAUAGGCAAUGUCUUGCUUGGAGAUUGAUCUGGGCUUAAAAGUGGAUUGGACCAUACUUGUGUGAUGUGACGGGAGACGGUGCGUUAGACCCCCUACUAAGUAACAGCUGUCGACCCGCCGGUUCUUCGCGGCACGUCCUUGGCGGCACUGGAGCAGACAAAGACGGAGACGCUGAGGAAUGCGGAGCCCAGAUUUUGACUUUUCAACAUCACCUGCGGAACUCUUCGCAGCUCGCUCCAAACCGGUGAGCCCUCGCGGCGCCAUGCUGAGGCAGAUCCUCCUUAACUCCACCGACGCCCCAGACUUCGACCUGGUGCUCAUGGCCCAGUCCACCACACACGCCCCCUCCUCCAUGAACGCCUCCCACGGAGGCUCGGUGAGCGUGGCUGCGCUCCUGAGACCCACCACGGGAAGAGGGAGCGGCGGGCUCCGGGAGGGCGAGUUCCACAAACCGGACCUGAUCACCUACAUAGUCAUGUGCCUAUUGCUUUUCCUGCUGGUGCUGCUCAUUGUGUUCUUCAUAAACUGCCAGCUGCGGAACUCUUUCUUCGCCUCCAUGCCAUAUGACAGGUCUCUGAGAGAGGCCCGGACCUCCUACAAGUAGACCUCCCCUACUCCCAAACACACACACACACACACACGCACACACACACAAACCCACGUACCGUAAACCUCUGGAAUUUAUUGUGACUCCAGUGGAGGAGGAGGUGACGCCAGCAUUUCCCUCAACUACUGGAAGUGUCUGGAUCUAUAACCUGGAAUCAAUCAGGGGUUUGAUUUUUUGCAUGUUUCUCUUAUUUAUCCCUUAAGGACCCACAUCUCAGUCCAAACACAGUUAGGGGCAUUCCAGAGUGCUGUGACAGGUGGAAAAAUAACAGAUUCCAAAUGUAAUUAAUGACUCAUGUUCUGUACUUUCUGGUACCCAAACAUUUCAAACUGAAAUGUGAAACAAUCAUCCUCCACCUGUGCUCCCUAAAAACUGGAACCUCCUUUAUUCCAGUAUCCUUCCAGGCAUGCAUUAACUCAUCCAACUCCUUACAAAUCUGACCUGGCACCUGCAGUACUUGAACCUGGCUCUGUUUUUCUUCUUGAAAACAUGACUCACCAUAGAGUAUGUCAACACAGAAACUACAGUCAUCUGUAUAGAAAAGAAAAACAAACUAUUUUGUUAGGCUGUAACUUGACUGUCUUGUUUUGUGGAAUAAUCACAACAGGAUUUCCAAUCUUCAGACAAUUACAAAAUGAAUGAACGAAUGCAGGUUGGGGCUACAUCACCACAUAAAGAUGUUGAAAUGUCCUCUUUGUCUUUGUGCACAUGUAAAUUGAAAGGCAACGUUGAAGAUGACGCAGCAGCUGUUGAUGAAGGGCCAGCUGUUUAUCAUUUAAUGCGUCUGCAGAAGUGUUUAUUACAAGCGCCACAGGGUUGCUGGUCUUAUCGAGCACUUUCACUUUUAAUUAACCUCUCCUGUACAAUUUAUGGCACCUAUACCUCCUGUUUCAGAGAAUGAAGACAUGAGGCUGAAGUCCUGUGCGAUAAACCAAACUCUUGUCUGUUUUAGUGCUACUAGUGAUGUACAAAUUCUCUCAAAUCUUGUUGUUGGAAUACAUCUCUCACAUACCAAAACAGAUAAAAGUGUGCCUAUCUCUGUAAUCCUGUGCCUGUAUGUGUGUGUAAGUAAGAGAGGGAGAGGGAGAAAGUACAUGUGGGCUCAUGGGUUUGUGUAUGACAAAGAAGCACCUCAAGAGUUGAACAUUACAUCUUGAUAGGCAAGGGACCUGCAGACAAAAACUGUUUAGAACAUUAGUGUCUCCUAUGUUUCUUGUGAGGCAUUUAAUUCCACAGGCAUGAGAUAAAGAUGGUGAUUAUUCUUUAUUUGUGAUCAAAAUAAAUUCUGGAUUUGAGAAGCCAAGGAAUAAGAGAAGGAAUAUAUAUAUAU